AAAUAUCUUACACUCUUCUAUGCUAUUAUCAUCACAAGUAAAAAACUUCAUAUUAUACAACAAAUCAAAGAACAAUAAUGAAGAUCACAUUAUUUCUAGCAUUGUUCGUCGUCCUAGCCAUUGCCUUGAGCACAAAGCCACUUCUCGGAGCAGCGGCUUCUGCCCCGGAGACAGUGCUUGACACCUCCGGCAAAAAAGUCCGAACCAGUGUCAAUUAUUAUAUUGUCCCUGGUUCGUACCCUUAUGCCGGAGGUAUUACAGUUGCCAGUGUUAAUCAAACUUGUCCAUUUAACGUUAUAGCCGGAGAUUCUUCUAAUGGUCCCCUGCCAUUAUAUCUCUUACCCGUUAAUGAGAAGAAAGGCGUUAUUCGUAUUCACACUGAUCUUAACAUUUUCUUCUCGGACGGCGGCGUAGGAUGUCCCGAUUCGACAGUGUGGAUGCUUAAGGACUAUGAUUCUUCGGCCGCACAAAAGUUUGUGACCCUUGGUGGCGCAUUGGGCAACCCUGGAAAGGAGACACUGGCGGAUUGGUUCAAGAUUGAGAAGUACGAGGAUGCAUAUAAAUUGUACUAUUGUCCGAAUGUGUACUAUGAUGGAAGUUAUCCGUGCAGCGAUAUAGGGAUAUCUGAGGAUGAAUAUGGUAAUAAGCGUCUAGCUCUCAGUGAUGUUCCGUACAAAGUUCGGUUCCAACUUGCAUGAAGAUAGAAGAACCUAGCUUCAUAAAUGUUAUUUGGUGUUGUAUGUUUUUGAAUGAGUGUGAUGUAAUUAACAAUUCAUGCAUUAUGCAUUUGCUUACCUUUUAUUAUGAUUAAAGGUUCUCAAGUUGAGUUCCUUCUGGUCAUGGAAUGUCAUAAAUAAAUAAACAAGUUGUUUUCUUUACUUGUUUGAGUUUGAAAGAGUUUGUAACUUUGUACCAAUAAGAAUUCAGGAAGCAAUUAUGCUGCUA
Arachis ipaensis is the source of this 945-nucleotide messenger RNA. RefSeq names its product miraculin. NCBI's taxonomy places the organism in Eukaryota, Viridiplantae, Streptophyta, Magnoliopsida, Fabales, Fabaceae. The record is from RefSeq and is a predicted model, not a curated record. Gene Ontology annotation, molecular function: endopeptidase inhibitor activity.